Molecule: messenger RNA, 2265 nt
Organism: Onthophagus taurus
Lineage: Eukaryota; Metazoa; Arthropoda; Insecta; Coleoptera; Scarabaeidae
Product: RUN and FYVE domain-containing protein 2
Cellular component (GO): cytoplasm
Molecular function (GO): metal ion binding
Source: RefSeq, a predicted model, not a curated record
AGAUGGCAGCACAUCAUUGAUUUUGGGGGAGGGUGAAAAUUAGAAAUUAUUGAUUUUCCACAACCGCAAAAACCACCCCAAUGUCAUAAGAAAAAUCUAUAAGACACGAUUCGUUGUAACUUGUAAGCGAAGUGAAUGUAUUUGUGUUAAUUAAUUUUGAAAAACUAAGUUUUGAUUGAUAUCGGAGAAGAAAAAAGGCCUUUUUGGGGUGUACAAAUGAAAUUAACGGAAAUGGUCGAAUCUGUGGCCCAUGUUAACAUGGAACAAGAGAUGGCUGGGGCUCAAGAUACAAUUUAUUUAUGUAAUUUUCGUGUUUCCGUUGAUGGGGAAUGGCUAUGUCUCAAGGAAUUACAAGAUGUUGGGUUUAAUAUGCAAGAUUCUAUUGUUCAACCUGUUUCACCCGAAAUACCGGUUCAAUCUUUUGGUCGAGAUCCCGCAUCAAUAGAACGAAGUAACUUGGUAAACAUAAGUAAAUUAGUUGUGAAAGAACUAAUAGAGCAAUCGUUACGUUAUGGUCGCAUGUUAGAUUCUGACCACAUGCCAUUACAACAUUUUUUUAUCGUGUUAGAACACGUUUUGCGCCAUGGUUUACGCCCAAAAAAAGGUCUUUUAGGCCCAAAGAAGGAACUUUGGGAUAUUUUACAAACCGUAGAGAAGUAUGCAUCGGAAGCUCAAGAUAUAACAGCAAGCGUAAGAGAUUUACCUACGGUUAGAACACAUAUGGGGCGAGCGAGAGCUUGGUUAAGAUUGGCUUUGAUGCAAAAGAAACUCGCCGAUUACUUAAAAGUUUUAAUGGAUAAUAAAGAUGAAGCUUUGGCUGAGUAUUUCGAACCCGACGCUUUAAUGUUAAGCGAUGAAGCUAUCAUUAUAAUCGGGUUAUUGGUUGGCUUGAACGUAAUUGAUUGUAAUUUAUGCGUUAAAGAAGAAGAUUUGGAUUGUCCUCAAGGUGUAAUUGAUUUCUCGCUUUAUUUACGUUCCUCAAAUCAACAAGUUACGGAAACUAAUAACGAAGACGACGACCAAGGUGAUAAUAUGACUACCGUUUUGGAUCAAAAGAAUUAUAUUGAAGAAUUAAAUCGUCAUUUAAACGCAACCGUAACAAAUCUUCAAGCUAAAGUUGAAACUCUCACAACGACGAAUGCUUUAAUGAAGGAGGAUUUGGCUAUUGCUAAGAAUAGCUUGAUGACCUUAUUUGAGGAGAACAAACAGCUUAAAAUGGAACUGGGUAGAGAGCAACAGCAACAUCCUAAAGAUCAAGUUAUUGGGGUACAAAUCAGUAAUGUUACGGAAAAUGAUGAAAAUAAUAAGGAUGUUUCUCUUGAAAUUAAUGAGUUAAAACAACGAUUGGAGGAAGAAAGAAAAUUGAGGGGCGAAUCUGACAAGGAAUUGCAUUUACAGAUGGAUUUAAAAGCUGAAAUGGAAGUAGCUAUGAAAUUGCUUGAAAAAGACAUCCACGAGAAGCAAGAUACGAUUAUUUCGCUAAGAAGACAAUUAGAUGAUAUAAAAUUAAUUAAUUUGGAGAUGUACAAGAAAUUGCAGGAAUGCGAGGGUUCUCUUAAACAUAAGACAGAGCUCAUUGCCAAGCUUGAGGCUAAAUCGCAAGCGAUGUCUGAGUCUAUUCACACCUUAGAGGCUAAAUACCACGAAUGCGAAAACGUACGUUUAGUAUCAGAACAACGCCGUCGCGAACUCGAUCUUCAAAUGGCCCACCAAGAAGAGCAAACGACGGGAAUUGAAGACGAUCUAAAAGUUGAACGAGAAUGGCGCGUAACCCUCCAAGACUCCAUACAACACGAUAAAGAAAAAAUCGCCAAAUUACAACACGAAUUAACUCAAUUACGAUUAAUCGCGCAAAAAUACGCGGGCCUCCAAGAAGAAUAUUACACUCUUAAAGAGCAUUGUUUGGAGCAGGAACAAACUCUCGAAGAAUUAGGUAAAAAAUUAAGCGAUUCGAAAUUGGAAUUAAGCGAUUUGAGGGAAGAAUCGAGUAGGAAGAGUGAGGGGACUUGGGUUGAGGAUAAAACGGCUGUUAAAUGUAAAGCUUGUUGUAAAGAAUUUAGUGUGACGAGAAGAAAGCAUCACUGCAGAAAUUGCGGCAACAUUUUUUGCCACUCUUGUUCGGAUAACUCAAUUUCAUUACCUUCUUCUGCCAAACCCGUUCGUGUAUGCGAUUUAUGUAAUGAAAAUUUAAGCAAAAGAACGCUGUGAUUUCAUUUAUUAAAAUAAUUUUAAUUGUGGAUAAAGCUGGCAUAAGUGAUAUUUUUU